Fonsecaea nubica is the source of this 690-nucleotide messenger RNA. RefSeq lists its product as hypothetical. Gene Ontology annotation, cellular component: proton-transporting two-sector ATPase complex, catalytic domain. Gene Ontology annotation, molecular function: proton-transporting ATPase activity, rotational mechanism. The transcript has 3 exons. Lineage: Eukaryota; Fungi; Ascomycota; Eurotiomycetes; Chaetothyriales; Herpotrichiellaceae. The record is from RefSeq and is a predicted model, not a curated record. Gene Ontology annotation, biological process: proton transmembrane transport. The coding region runs from base 1 to 690 and encodes 229 amino acids.
AUGUCGUCUCACGCACUCUCGGACGACCAGGUCGCCGCCGAGCUCAAGAAGAUGACAGCGUUCAUCCGUCAAGAAGCCCUCGAGAAAGCCCGGGAGAUCCAAUUGAAAGCGGACGAGGAAUUCGCCAUUGAGAAGUCGAAGUUGGUCCGCGAGGAGAUUGCCGCGAUCGAUACCCAAUAUGAGAAGAAGUUCAAACAGGCAUCCAUGUCCCAGCAAAUCACUCGCUCCACCAUGGCCAACAAGACAAGGAUAAAGGUUCUCUCUGCCCGUCAGGAGCUGCUGGACAAGUUGUUCGAGGAAGCAAGAAAGAAGUUGGCAGACGCAGGGGCCAAGAGCAAGAAUUACGAGGAAGUGCUGAAAGGGCUGAUUCUGGAGGGCCUGUAUAUGCUCUGCGAGAAGAAGGUGAUCUUGCGAUGUCGGAAGGCAGAUAAAGACAAGGUGCAGAGUGCUGCGAAGAAGGCCGCGGCAGAGUAUAAGGAGAACAUGGGCAGUGAGGUCCAGACUGUGGUGGACGAGAAGGAAUGGCUACCAGAUGACUCAGCGGGCGGUGUCUUUCUUGUUGGUGGUGCCGGCAAGAUCGAACUGAACAACACUCUCGAAGAGAGACUGCACAUGCUCGAGACCGAGGCACUUCCCAGCAUCAGAGCGACUUUGUUUGGCGAGAACGAGAACCGCAAGUUCCACGACUGA